AUGAGUGAAAGUAGUAGAUUAAUAGCAGAGAAACAACAGAGACUCUAUCAACAGCAGUUCGAACAACAACACAAACAACUCUCUGUGAAACAGUUGAUCGAAUUUAUAUUGAGAAUCAAUCUCGACAAUGAUAGUCUGUAUCCAGCGUUACGCGAUGGCAGAAUUCUCUGUCGAAUUAUGAACACCUUUCAUCAGCCCGCCGACUACAUUCACUUUAGUGAUUUCGAACCAUUACCAAAGUUUAAACAAAUCGAAAAUAUACAAUUGUUCUUAAAGAAAUGCAGCUUUGUUUCAUUCAUUCAUUCAUUUGCUUAUUGUUAUCUAUAUAGAUUAUAUGUACCUGAAGAUCAGUUGUUUCAUCCUAAUGACUUGUUGGAGAGUGCCGAUCUUCAGCAGGUACUCAAUUGCCUCUUGGCAUUGUUUGAUUACUUUCAAGACUAUAUAAAGAAUGACUUGUAUAAUAUGAACUAUUACAAUGGUGUGGGAGGUGGUGCUAACUUGAAUCGAAGUACAACAGGCACAGAUUACUAUUACAAUGCCAACGGCGGAAUAUCUUAUUUCUAUCCAUAUUAUCAAGUUGAUAAUGAUAAUAAUAACAAUAGCAAUAAUAAUAAUCAUUCACAACAACAACAAGAUAUGUAUGAUCAAUCAUCAUCUAAUAACAAUAAUAAUAAUAGUGAAGAUCAAUGUAUAAUACCAAAGAAAGGAUUGAAUGGUUAUAUUUUAGAUUGCAUCAUCGGCACGAGAAAAUAUAUUUUAGCACCAUUCUUUAUAUGUGUAGCACUAGGUUUCGGUAUCAAAAUGAGUCGGACUACCUUUAUAAAGCUAUCGAAUUUCAUUGCGAAGCAUCCACCUUCAACCAUCAAAACCAACAUCAUCACACCAACACUCAAUAUAUUUUCAAUUGCAAACAUCAAACAAUUUCUAUUCGAUCUAAACACUCAGCUACGAGACUUUAUCAAUGAUAGCAUUUUACCUUCUAUACCAAGAAUCAAAAUAAACUGA
Molecule: messenger RNA, 1005 nt
Organism: Heterostelium album PN500
Lineage: Eukaryota; Evosea; Eumycetozoa; Acytosteliales; Acytosteliaceae
Product: calponin homology domain-containing protein
Exons: 2
Coding region: 1-1005 (334 amino acids)
Molecular function (GO): protein binding
Source: RefSeq, a predicted model, not a curated record